Lentinula edodes (shiitake mushroom) is the source of this 291-nucleotide messenger RNA. RefSeq lists its product as uncharacterized. Lineage: Eukaryota; Fungi; Basidiomycota; Agaricomycetes; Agaricales; Omphalotaceae. The annotation marks the transcript as partial. The transcript has a single exon. The record is from RefSeq and is a predicted model, not a curated record.
AUGCAUGACUAUUUACGAGGAUCCGCAACGAAUAUAGAUAUAUACGCCAUCCAAGAACCAUACAUCGACUCAAAAGGACGCACGCGAGCACUUCCACACCUACGUGUCAUAUACCCAACAGGUCACACCGAAUACUUCGGAAACGCAGACAGACCCAAGUCCCGAUCCAUCAUAAUGAUCAGCACGCGCAUCCCCACAGAUAACUGGACACAGAUCGACAUCGAUAGCCCCGACAUCACCGCAAUCCAAAUCACCACUGGAAUCGGGAUAAUACGAAUCUUUAACAUUUAC